AUGCAGCAUGUGAAUUCCGUUUUCUCUCAACCACAACGAAAGAGAUGUGCAACCCAUUAUCACAUUGCUCGUAAUAUCCUACACCAGCAGUUCACAAAGACAGACCCCCUUUUGUCAGCAGGUUCUGGUUCAAUUUAUGCCACAAAAACGAACAAUGUCAACUGUCUUCUCUCGGCAGAAAGUAUGGUUGUUAGCAAGCAAUCUCAGAAACACUUACCAGUCUUAAACCAAAAUUGUGCACAAGAGAAAGGGUUGGCUGCCACAUGUGAUCAUAAUCUCGCUGCAACUAAAAGUUCUAAAACUGCCAAUCCAGUAGAUUCAACACAUCAGAUGCAGUUUGUGCUACAAGGUCAACACCCUGGGUCAACUGGGAAUCUAGCGCAUGGUCCUGCUUUCAUAUUUUCUCCGGCCCAUUAUCAAGCAACAGUUGCAGGAGCUUCUAAUCAGGCAGGAGGUGCGAAUUCUCCCAACUAUGCUUCCUCAUAUAAUAGGCCCCAGCAUUCAAUUGCCGGAUCUCCCUGUACCUCCUCAACUUUGCCAGCUGCUACUUCUGCAAUGAGCUUUAGCUACCCUCAUUUUUCAGCUAAUAAUUCUCCGUAUGCGACUAUAGUUCACAACAACGGCUAUUCAUUUCCCAUUUCGACAACUUCUCUUGGAGCGACUGCAGCAAUCAGAGGUGCAAGCCCUUCACAAACAACACAUAUACUAGGAGGGCCUCUGUACCCUUCUCAAACAUUCCAUCCUUUUCAGAAUCUGCAACAGCACCCUCACUCACAAGCACUCGUACAACCAAGUUAUCUUGCUGCACAGACAUCAUGUAGUUCAUCGUCUCAUAUGCAGUCACAUCGUGCACAAGUAAACAGUAAUAAUAACUUGACCUCUAAAGCUGCAGAACGACAGUCACAGAAACAACAGACUCCACAUUCUCAUCCUCACAAGCAAGAGACUGAGGUGAGUGGAAAGAGUGUACAGUCUGUUGCUAAUCAUGCAUCUUACCCUAUAAAGAAUUUGCAAGGGCAGAACUUCACGAUUCCAGUUCAGCCAGUGAACUUUUCUUUCAAGCCAUGUGCAACAUCUGAUAUCGUUGGUGGCAACAGUAAGCAGCAACCUUUAAAUGGGGGAGUUGAGGUUAUAUCAUCUCAAGCAUUUGCAGUAUCAUUUGCUUCAUUUAACGGAACAAAUCUUCCGUCAAACCUUAAUUUCUCAUCCAUGAAACAGAAUCCAGUGGUAAUUCAAAGUCUGCCUGAUGCUGCACGGCAAGGAUAUCAAGCUGCAAGUACACCUCAUACUGUUCAGCAGAAGACUUACUCAAUUACUAUAGAGAAGAGAGGAGGAAAUUCCUCCCACCAAGAUGAUGAUAAAAAAACCACUCAUGGUAAGUCAUCAACUAAUGGGCCAACCACCCUUGUUUUCGAUAAUUCGUCAAAGAAUAUUAACUUUGUGCUAUCUCCUUCAAAUGGAAACUGGCCUGGUCACUCCAUUGCUUCCACUGUGAUAACAACCAUGCCUUUUUCCAGUAAUACUUCAAGUUCUCAACAGUCUUCGCAAAUGCUUCAGAAGCAGCAUAGCAUGCAACAACUGCAACCUGCAACGGCUAUUCGAAAUAAAGCUUCAUCCACCAAUACCGCUUCUGCUACAAAAUUUCCUAACAAUAGCCCUGUUUUCUCACAAAGUCACACUCAAUUCAAAAGUUCUAACCAAACUUCUCACUCUAAGAUCACGGGAAGAACGGCGGGUUCUCAUGUUAAUCAUUCAUCUAGUAUAACAUCCAAGACUCCAACUGCCAAAAAUAUUUCUCAGGAGAAAGUAAGAGGGUCACAAGGUCAUAUGCAAAUUUCUUUCGGAGGAGAUUACACAGCUUCUCUGUCAUCCCAAGGGCAACAACAACCCAAUAACAGCCAGUCUUUGUGUUCAACAGCUGAAGGUACUCCUUUUAAUGGGGGCCACUUGAAGCCAAAUUCGGAAGGUUGGAAAGUCAAUUCAUCAGUGAACACUCAACAAACUGAGAAUUCUUCUGCUGGGAGUAGCCAAAAAUCUUCCCCAGUUUGUGGGAGAAAUGUUCCAUCAAUCUUAAGCUCAUGUCCCAGCCACUUCUCUGAGCUGAAGUAA
Molecule: messenger RNA, 2109 nt
Organism: Lathyrus sativus (Indian pea)
Lineage: Eukaryota; Viridiplantae; Streptophyta; Magnoliopsida; Fabales; Fabaceae
Source: the annotation of a GenBank genome assembly